Molecule: messenger RNA, 3407 nt
Organism: Liolophura sinensis
Lineage: Eukaryota; Metazoa; Mollusca; Polyplacophora; Chitonida; Chitonidae
Product: peptidylglycine alpha-hydroxylating monooxygenase-like
Exons: 13
Coding region: 250-1479 (409 amino acids)
Biological process (GO): peptide metabolic process
Cellular component (GO): extracellular region; membrane
Molecular function (GO): copper ion binding; peptidylglycine monooxygenase activity
Source: RefSeq, a predicted model, not a curated record
CUUAUAUCUGUUGAGAUAUAACCCCUGUGUGUAUACACCGAAUACAGCGCGAUAGAGUGUUGGAGACAAAAAGCCUACACGCAUUUAGGCACGUAGAUUCCCUAGCACUGCGUCACGAUAAACCUUAUUUGGAUACGUUUAGAUAAGAAACGGGUGCAAUCCGGAUAAGAACUGUGGUCUAGAAAGGAUAAUUGUACCACAGCUGUGUGGUCAGGCGGCUUCCAUAGAGACAGUCAUCAACUUGGCACCAUGCUCCUCUAUGUACUUGCCAUCCUUCAGGUGGCUUGUUGGACGCUUACUAGUAGCAAAGCCGUGACGUUACCCACCAAGAAAACCAACAUCGAACUACUGAUGCCAGAUGUUCAGCCAAAAGUGCCCGAUACUUAUCUUUGUCAUUCUAUAAAGAUGAACAAGACAGCUACAUACAUUACCGGGUUUGUGCCGCAUGCGCAGAUGGAAACUGCACAUCACAUGUUGCUAUACGGUUGUUCAGAACCCGGCGAUGAUGCUGCCGUAUGGAACUGUGGAGAGAUGGCCCAAAGUGAUAACACAGGGAACUUUAAGCUGGGACCGACCUGCCAAUCCGGCUCCAAGAUCCUGUACGCCUGGGCCAUGGAUGCCACGAGCUUAGAUCUGCCCCAGGGUGUGGCGUUUAAAGUGGGUGGGAACACAAACGUGAAUUACUUGGUUCUACAGGUGCACUACAAGAACGUCGAUAAGUUUCUGCCGCCCAAGAGCGAAACAGAUAACUCUGGCAUUACCUUGGUAACCACGAAGACACCCAUGCCGAAACGUGCUGGAGUUUACCUUCUGGGGACGAUGGGAAGCAUUCCACAGCAUAGCACAGUGUACAUGGAGAGUGCCUGCUCAUUCAUGGAUGACCUCGACAUCGUGCCAUUUGCCUUCAGGACCCAUACUCAUCAACUCGGUAAAGUGGUGUCAGGGUACAGGAUCCGGGACGGUGAGUGGACAGAGAUUGGCCGCCAAAACCCACGUCUGCCUCAAAUGUUCUACAACGCGACCACACCUAACAUGGACGUCAGCAAGGGAGACAUCUUGGCGGCUCGAUGUACCAUGAAGAAUGACUUGGACCAUGAAGUCAGAAUUGGCUCAACCCAGAAUGACGAGAUGUGCAACUUCUAUAUCAUGUACUACGUGAAUGGCGACCAAAUCAUGAACCGUGACUACUGCUUCUCCGCCGGACCCGACACCUGGUACUGGGAUGACUUUGAUCGUGCCGACGAGAUGAAUUUGGGCGCCGUGCCCAAGACAGCCAGCGUGGUGCCAGGGACAAGUGAGGUGCUGCGGCAGACGUCAUUCGGAGGUGAGGGUAAUGACGGAGAGACAAGUAUCGAUCAGCUCGUGGAAUCUCUGGGCGAGGCCAACGUGGAGGAGUUACUCAAGGAGCUAUAUCAGAGCCAGAGGGAAGACGACCUGUACACAGAUGACAGUUAUGACCUCUACCCACGACGUGUGUAAUGGAACUUACCAAAAUCGGGCAUGUGCUUACGGGUUUGGGUUUGGUGGGUGGGAUGGCUGUUACCAAAUUUCUCUAAAGUCAUUCAUUGUUGAGAACAUUGUUUGACAAAACUUAAAGAGAAUGCUGAAAAAGCUGAAAGCACUCUCAUGUUAGACUCAGAUGCAUCAAUAAUCACAUAAACCGUUUCAGUUCUAUCAAAUCAAUAUUUGAUUCUGAAUCAUCAUACAAAAACGUUCCUGACCUUAAUUUUCUGGCAAAAUUGAUCUCACAUUUGUACUGAUCAGUUGUAUUGUCACAAUGGCGGUUGGAGUGAACGGUACCACAAUCGCUUAAUUCCAAUCUGGCCAAACAUUCUUACGCACUGGAAUACUGAAGGCCAUUCAUUAGCCGCAGGAACUCAGCCCAGGACGUGAAAACUUAAAAAAAAACGUCAACCUGUAUGGUUAGAAAAUGUUAGAUUGUAUAAGACCGUCAUUUACAGCCUCAAUCAAAGGUUUCUGGAACGGUACCCCGUCAUUUGUGUAAUUGCAUCCGGGAUAAAGGAGUAUUGGGAUGCCGUUUAUGUAGCCUAAAGCGAAAUCCCGCGUGAAUUUUAUUCAGAAUGAUAGGACUGACGCGUGAACACGCAAGUAUCGCUCUAAAGCGUGAUUUCUCCUUACAUGUGUUUUACGCAGUAUUUUUCGUUUGUCUAUGAAGACUAUAACUAAUCCCCGGAUUUAUCUCUGCAAAAGAAAAGAAAAUUAAAAUCGUAGGCUUAGGUACCGGACAUAAACUCUGCAUGUCAGCGGUAUUAUAUGGUGGACACACGUAUUUAAAUGCCAUACAAUUCCGCACUGUCUAAUGACGUGUAUCAGGUAUAAAUAAAUCACACAGUUGUUAAAAGAUAGUAUGUGUACAGCUGUAAUUUCUGUUGUCAUGCUUCUUUGCGUUUCUUGCUCCUCGUGUUGUGUCGUAUUGCGUGACGUCACUUCCUGUCACAAUAGUGCUUCCGCUGACCCGUCUUGCUUGGAUUUUUUUGUGAAAACCUUUAGGCGCCGGUAUUUACAAAUGAGCACAAAUUCACAACGUCAAUCAACACAUACCCAUACACGUUCAAGGCUUGGUGAUAGUGUCAUCAACAUACUUUCUACGUCGUAUUACAGUGUUUUAGGGAGGUCAAUAGAAGACGUUUGGUUACAUCACUACCUCGAUCUUUUUAACACAAGGCUUGGUAGAGGUGCAGCGAAAGGUUACGUUGAACAGCCAGCUGUCACAGCAAAAUAAACGUACUGCGUACGUGAAAGAUCUAAAGAUUAAAUUACAUUACCAGAUAUUAACAAUUCCCCCUGCUUUUCUCAUUACCGGAUAUUUUCUAUAAAAUCCCGGACGUGCUUGUGGCUCAGAUAAUCUACAUUCAUUUAUGGAUGUGGCCUUCGAUCGACAUAACACACGUUUCCAUGACAACACAUAAAGAGAUAACAUCCUGUAAUUUCAAUAUGUGCAUAGUGUAAUUCAAAUAACCUCAAAUAUCUUGAAAAUAAAAGUCAGGUGACAACAGAUGAUGUUGGAAAAAAGUUGUAUUUAUUGACAGUCUGAUAUAUAUCUUCUAGGCCUACACAUUAAGAGUUUACAGCAUAUGCAUAUAAAGCAUAUAUCACCCACCUUUCUGAAGUUCCACACCGUCUUCAGCACGUGCGCGAUACCUGAAUAUUGUUUUCUCAAUUCUGUCUUGUGAUAUUGGAAGCAUUAGUUUUAAGAUCUUAAAAUAAUAUUAAAUAUGAAUAUUUAUUGGUCUGUAAAUAUCAGAUUUAUGACUUGUUAAUAGUUAAAUUGUAAAGGUUUAUCGAGGAGUAUGUGAAUUACAAGAAUUUGUAUAAUCAAAGGUGAAAGAGAUGGAACACUAUAUUUUUCUUGACAGUAGAUUCAAUAAAUAUCGUGAUGUUUUGAC